Molecule: messenger RNA, 331 nt
Organism: Protopolystoma xenopodis
Lineage: Eukaryota; Metazoa; Platyhelminthes; Monogenea; Polystomatidea; Polystomatidae
Source: the annotation of a GenBank genome assembly
GUGACUGAAUUGGCUCCUCUUGGCUGUCUACUUUCGCAUUUACGGGCCAAUUCCCUUUUUUGUGGCCGUUCCAUCGUCAAUGAAGACCCAGACUCCAUCCUCAAUCCUCAUCCUUCCACGCCUAUUCCUCGGGCGUUCCUUGCCGACAGUCUUUGGGAUAUGGGAAUCCAGCUCGCAUGUGGAAUGGCAUACUUGGCAACUCGACACUUCGUCCAUCGCGAUCUGGCUGCUCGAAACGUUUUACUUUUCGGCAGUUCAAUGUCUGGCUCUAGAGGAUAUCCUCGAGUUAAAAUUGGCGACUUUGGUCUUGUGCGCCGGACAGGCGCAAAAU